Molecule: messenger RNA, 1796 nt
Organism: Rubroshorea leprosula
Lineage: Eukaryota; Viridiplantae; Streptophyta; Magnoliopsida; Malvales; Dipterocarpaceae
Source: the annotation of a GenBank genome assembly
CAUUCUCUUCACUAUUUCAAUUCCGAUUCCAAUUGUAGGGUUGGGUUUUGUUGGGGUUUAUCAAGCUCAAACAGAAUCCGGGAUUCAGGAGAGGAAGACGACGACACGACAGAAUAGAUGGUUGGGUCUAAUGGGGUUAAGCUCUUCCAAUGCUUAAUUCGCCGCUCUCUUUCUUCAUCUUCCAAUCUUCAUGGACCCAAUUCUAUUUACUAUAAAGCUUGGAUUAGAGGCAGGAGGUUCCAUGCGGGCGGCCUUUGCAGUCCACUUAGGAUUAUUGGAAUUGAUUCUCCUCAAAAUGUUCACCGCAGAAAUUUGUGGGCUAAUCUGGGCGCAGCCCGGUCAAUUCAUGGCACUGCUCACAUGUCUGCUAGGGAUUAUUAUGAUAUACUUGGUCUGAACAAGAGUGCCACUGCAUCUGAAAUCAAGAAAGCUUAUUUAGGGCUUGCAAAGAAGUGGCAUCCGGAUAUGAAUAAAGAUGAUCCUGAAGCUGCGAAAAAAUUUCAACAAGUUCAAAAGGCAUAUGAAGUUUUAAGGGAUGAGAACAAGCGUGCAGAGUAUGAUCAGGUUGGCCAUGAGGCAUUUGAACAACAACAGGAUAAUUCAGGCUUUCACCCGGGUGGCUUUAGUCCAUUUGAGGAUAUCUUCAAAAUGCAUGAUAUAUUCAAUAUAUUCAGGGGUGAUAGGAUUGGUGGUGAAGACAUCAAGGUUGCCAUUGAAAUAUCAUUCAUGGAAGCUGUUCACGGGUGCACCAAAACUGUGUCAUUUCAAGCCCCAGUGCUGUGUGAGGCUUGUGGAGGAGAAGGUGUUCCUCCAGGAGUUAAACCUGAAAAAUGUCGGCGGUGUGGAGGCACAGGCAUGGCAUCCAUGAGCAAAGGUAUUUUUAGUAUUCAGACUACCUGUCCUCAGUGCCGUGGAACUGGUCAGUUUAUAUCGAGGUUCUGCAAGUCAUGCGAUGGAGCCCGGGUAGUGAAAGGAUCAAAAUCAGUCAAAUUGGAUAUAAUUCCAGGGUUGGGUGAUAACGAAACUCUGAAGAUUUAUGGAAGUGGGGGAGCUGAUCCUGAUGGAAAUCAACCUGGGGAUCUCUAUGUUACCGUUAAGGUACGACAAGACCCUGUUUUCCGAAGGGAAGGUUCCAACAUUCAUGUUGAUGCUGUUUUGAGUGUAACUCAGGCAAUCUUGGGAGGAACUGUUCAGGUCCCAACGCUUACUGGUGAUGUUGUGUUAAAGGUCCACGCAGGUACCCAACCUGGUCAGAAGGUAGUUCUGAAGGGUAAAGGGAUUAAAUCAAGAAAUUCUUACUCAUUUGGAGAUCAGUAUGUGCACUUCAAUGUCAGCAUUCCAACGUAUCCCUGGUUUGGUGACUUGAGUUCAGUCCAAUCUCCCUGGAAGAAUCAUGUGCUGUGUUUUCUGGCAGGGAUUAAAUCAAGAAAUUCUUACUCAUUUGGAGAUCAGUAUGUGCACUUCAAUGUCAGCAUUCCAACGAACCUGACUCUUAGACAACGUGAAUUAAUCGAAGAAUUUGCUAAAGAAGAACAAGGUGAGAUUGAGAAGCACGCUGCUGCUGGAGCAACUAGAUGAAGGGGGGAGUGGGGUGCAUUUUGGCAUUGCUUUGAAAGGCAGAAGAGAAUAGAAAGGGAGGAAGUUGAUAUUGGUAUGGUAAUAACUUGCUCUGGCAGUUUUGUAGCAGUAGCUAUUGCAUGUAUUGCGUUAAUUUAGACCAACUCACUGUGCCACUUUCUCUUUGCACGGUAUAUAAUUUUUUACUGAAAAGUCAGAAUGAUAUCAAUAUCCAUUAU